This is a messenger RNA of Myotis brandtii (Brandt's bat), 3444 nucleotides long. It is a transcript of the gene DIS3L2, whose product is annotated as DIS3 like 3'-5' exoribonuclease 2. Lineage: Eukaryota; Metazoa; Chordata; Mammalia; Chiroptera; Vespertilionidae. Gene Ontology annotation, cellular component: P-body; exosome (RNase complex). Gene Ontology annotation, molecular function: 3'-5'-RNA exonuclease activity; RNA binding. The coding region runs from base 369 to 2573 and encodes 734 amino acids. Gene Ontology annotation, biological process: miRNA catabolic process. The transcript is spliced from 19 exons. The record is from RefSeq and is a predicted model, not a curated record.
AGGCAAGACCCUCCACCAGCAAAAAGAUUGUGACUCACUUUAUUGUGGUGUCUGGAAUUGACACUGCAACAUCUCCGAGCUCCUGGCACCUACUCUUUUACCUUCAGUUCCCAUGAUUUUGACUACUCCAGAUAUCUCACAUAAGUGAAAUUGUACAAGGGGCUGCUGGUCAGCCUCGGCAAGGUGGUGCCCGUGUGAGGACCAAGGAACGCAAGUAGACGUGGCGGAACCCUCGAAAACGAAGAGGAAGGAAACAAAAGUAACUGCGCACUUGUAACAGCUGAGCUGCUCAAAGCAGGAAGAACUCUGAGCCUGAGCAGUGGAGGCCCCUCUGGAUCUGGAGAGAAGAGGCAACCUUGGAACCAGUAAUGAGUCAUCCUGACUGCAGGCUGAACCUGGGGACCCUCAGAGGUGUGUCCUCCGUGGUUGGCCCACAUGGUGUUGGUGCUUCGCCAAGUGACAAAAAGUCAAAGAACAAGUCCAUACGAGGGAAGAAAAAGAGCAUCUUUGAAAAUUACAUGUCUAAGGAGGAUGUUUCAGAAGGCUUGAAGAGAGGAACACUUAUCCAGGGUGUAUUGAGAAUUAAUCCAAAGAAGUUUCAUGAAGCCUUCAUUCCUUCCCCGGAUGGUGAUAGAGACAUUUUUAUUGAUGGGAUUGUUGCUCGUAAUAGAGCCUUGAAUGGGGAUCUGGUGGUUGUGAAGCUGCUUCCAGAGGAGCAGUGGAAGGUAAUUAAACCAGAGAGCAGUGACAAAGAAACAGAAGGUGCCUAUGAAUCAGAUCUCCCUGAGGAAAUCUGUGGAAGCCAUCUCCUGCAACAGUCCCUGAAAGGUCAUAAUGACAGUCCUGAUGUCAUUAUAGAGGCUCAGUUUGAAGACAGCGACUCAGAAGAUGGACAUGGCAACACACAACAUGUUCUGGUUGAUGGUGUUAAGAAACUCUCAGUUUGUGUUCAUGAAAAAGGUGAAGAGGAUGCUGGUGCACCAAGUACAAAAGAUGAGAGCACCUCCAUGGCACAGGACACAAGCGCUUUACCAGAGAGGUCACUGCAAAGAUCAGCAAAGGUGGUUUACAUCGUGGAGAAAAAGCAUUCCCGAGCAGCAACUGGCUUCCUCAAACUCCUGGCUGAUAAGAACAGUGAACUGUUCAGGAAAUAUGCCCUGUUUUCUCCCUCAGACCACCGAGUGCCCAGAAUAUACGUGCCUCUCAAGGACUGUCCCCAAGACUUUGUGACCCGGCCUAAAGAUUAUGCCAAUACACUGUUCAUUUGCCGCAUUGUGGACUGGAAGGAGGACAGCAAUUUUGCCUUGGGGCAGCUGGCUAAGAGUCUUGGGCAGGCUGGUGAAAUUGAGCCUGAAACAGAAGGAAUACUAACAGAGUAUGGUGUGGAUUUCUCUGAUUUCUCUUCAGAAGUUUUAGAAUGUCUUCCUCAAGACCUGCCCUGGACAAUACCACCAGAGGAAUUCAGCAAGAGAAGAGAUUUAAGAAAAGACUGUAUCUUCACCAUUGACCCAUCAACUGCCCGAGACCUUGAUGAUGCCCUCUCCUGCAAGCUACUUGCUGACGGCAACACCUAUGAAGUGGGAGUUCACAUCGCCGACGUCAGUUACUUUGUCCCUGAGGGCUCCGAAUUGGAUCAAGUGGCUGCUCAGAGAGCUACGAGUGUCUACUUGGUUCAGAAGGUGAUCCCCAUGCUUCCCAGGGCAUUGUGUGAGGAACUGUGCAGCCUCAAUCCCAUGACUGACAAACUGACCUUCUCUGUGAUCUGGACGCUGACUUCGGAGGGCAAGAUCCUUAGUGAGUGGUUUGGCCGGACCAUCAUCUGCUCCUGCACCAAACUGAGCUAUGAGCACGCACAGAGCAUGAUUGAGAGCCCGACUAAGACAAUCCCUGAGCAGGAGCUGCCCCCCAUCUCCCCUGAGCACACCAGCGAGGAGGUACACCAGGCUGUCUUGAAUCUCCACCGGAUUGCGAAGGAGUUACGCAAACAGCGGUUUUUGGACGGUGCACUGCGUUUGGAUCAGCUGAAGCUUGCUUUCACUCUGGACCAUGAGACUGGAUUGCCUCAAGGAUGUCACAUCUACGAGUACCGCGACAGCAACAAGCUCGUGGAGGAGUUCAUGCUCUUGGCCAACAUGGCAGUGGCCCACAAAAUCUAUCGCGCCUUCCCCGAGAGGGCACUGCUGCGCCGGCACCCCCCACCCCAAACCAAGAUGCUCAAUGACCUGGUGGAAUUCUGUGACCAGAUGGGGCUGCCCAUGGACUUCACCUCCUCUGGGGCCCUCAAUAAAAGUCUGACCGAAAUAUUUGGAGAUGACAAGUACUCACUGGCCCGGAAGGAGGUGCUCACCAGCAUGUGCUCCCGGCCCAUGCAGGUCACAAGAACUGCCCCCUGGCUGUACCAUGCAGGGCCAGUGAGGCCCCCUUUCCCUGACCCUAGAAGGCAUCCACAUCCAAAGUCAAACCAGCCCUGGAGCUGCAUGGAAAGGAGCUCUUUCCUGAGUCACCCAGAGUCUGAAAAAGACUGGACUUCCCCUGGCCUUUCCUCAGAGGCCUGCCUCUGCCUUGGGAUCUGAUGGCAGGGAGUGACCAGGCAGUCUAGAGUCCCUUUCUCCCAACCUAAAAACUGGCGGGACGGGGGACCGGCAGGAGAGCAGCAGUGAGCAUGAAAGUCCUGAGCGAACUGCUGAAACAGGACACGAGGGCUGUUCCAGGGAGGGCUGGUCACUGUGGGAAAGCUACGGUCCCCACCCAUCCCACCCUGCCAAGAGACACCUUGCCAGCCAGGAAGGGAGCCACGGCCUUCUGUCCUCUUCACCCCAGCUCAUCGGGAACUGGGCCACCUCUGAGAACAAACUGGCUCAGAGUGGAGGCAGCUCCCACCUCCCCCUGUGACUUGCCCCAGACGUAACCCAGGACGCAGCAGGAGCUGGAAAAGAAGCUGAACUGGGGAGCUGAGCAGGUCACCACCAGCUGCGCCCUGGGUUCCAGGGCCUUGUACACAGGAACCGGGGCCGGCUGACCAUUUGGCUGAGUAAGCGCAUGGAAGGGUGUGAGGGUGAGAGAGUGUGGCAAGCAGCCCGUGAGCGAGCAAGUGAACACACAGGGUGUGACUUUGGCUCCGAUGAGGAACCCGCUCAUUGGUUCCCAGGCAGCAGCAUGUCCUUGUUUCCCAGCCCUGAGAGCUCAGGGACGCGGGGCCAGCAGCUUCAGGCCUGUGGCCAGGGCUCCCAGGACCGCAGGACUGUUCCAGCCUGAGACUAUUUGCAGGGCCCCAGAGCAAUGCCUGUCCCUUCCUGUACCCCAGUCAUAAUCCCUGCCCUGCCCAAGGGCCUUUUGAACUCAGACCUGGGUCUUGGCCCCGGGCCAGAUUAUCAGGGAUGAGAAGGGCUGAGGCUGGCGAACUGUUGCCUCCCUUGGCUGGCACACGGUGGAGCGUUGGGGGCA